AGCAGUCACGCGGUCACGAUGUUAGCGCUUUGUAAGCAGGGUUUGGCUUGCGCGAGGUCGUCGCUGUCCUGUCCGUCGCCACGCCUCUUCCUACUCCGCGUCAGCCUUAUCCAACAACCAACACCAUUUUUAUAUUCCCCGUCGAUUCUUCGUCAACUAAUUGUAAGUGCGCUUUGUUUGGAAGCUCGAGAUGGAGAAUAUGGGAUUUGCUGUGAAUUACAUUGCGUCGCGGAAGGGGGAAAAGACGAGGACGGGAUGAGUGCUCCGGUGCAGUGGCAAUCCUGUUUUGCAUAAAUACUCCGUCUCCGCCGCGAUCUACUUCGCUCGCAAUAUUCUCUGGUAUAAUCUACAGAAUCUAACAAACCGAUACAGAAAAAUGGCUCGCCGUCCCGCUAGAUGCUACCGCUACUGCAAGAACAAGCCGUUCCCCAAGUCCCGGUUCAACCGUGGUGUCCCUGAUGCCAAGAUCAGAAUUUACGAUCUCGGCCGCAAGCGCGCCGGUGUCGAUGAGUUCCCUCUCUGCGUCCACCUCGUUUCCAACGAGUACGAGCAGCUCUCGUCCGAGGCUCUCGAGGCCGCCCGUAUCUGCGCCAACAAGUACUUCACCAAGACCGGUGGACGUGACGGUUUCCAUCUCCGUGUCCGUGUCCACCCCUUCCACGUCCUGAGAAUCAACAAGAUGUUGUCGUGCGCCGGUGCCGAUCGUCUUCAGACCGGUAUGCGUAACGCUUGGGGUAAGCCCCAGGGUCUUGUUGCCCGUGUCAACAUUGGCCAGAUCAUCAUGUCGCUCCGCACCAAGGAUGCCAGCAAGCCCAUCGCUAUCGAGGCUCUCCGUCGUGCCCGUUACAAAUUCCCUGGCCAGCAGAAGAUCAUUAUUUCCAAGAAGUGGGGUUUCACCUCGCUCGACCGUGACGACUACGUCACCAAGCGCCAGCGUGGUGAGGUCAAGGUCGACGGUGCCUACGUCAAGUUCUUGAAGAAGAAAGGACCCAUCGAGGAGGUCUUCCACCAGUUCCCCGACUACGCCGGUCUUGAGGCUUCGAGCUAAAUUACUCGACCGCGUGUAUUUGCAGGAGAUUGUAUAAAUUGACUGGGUUUGUUGGUUACCGGAAAGAAAAAAUUUAAAACUAUGAAUGGAUAUUGGAUAUAUGGGUGCUGUAUAAUUAUUUGUCUUCCCGACUUGGGUUCUGCAUACAUCGAAUAUAUUCAUGUCUUCAAUAAUUAUGAAGUCGUAGAUUUGGUAGAUGUAGAUAUUUGAGUGGAGU
Molecule: messenger RNA, 1265 nt
Organism: Myxozyma melibiosi
Lineage: Eukaryota; Fungi; Ascomycota; Lipomycetes; Lipomycetales; Lipomycetaceae
Product: protein component of the large ribosomal subunit
Exons: 2
Coding region: 377-1048 (223 amino acids)
Biological process (GO): ribosomal large subunit assembly; translation
Cellular component (GO): cytosolic large ribosomal subunit; ribosome
Molecular function (GO): structural constituent of ribosome
Source: RefSeq, a predicted model, not a curated record